Messenger RNA from Dromiciops gliroides (monito del monte), 3179 nucleotides. RefSeq names its product DM1 locus, WD repeat containing (gene DMWD). Gene Ontology annotation, molecular function: protein binding. The coding region runs from base 18 to 1961 and encodes 647 amino acids. The record is from RefSeq and is a predicted model, not a curated record. Lineage: Eukaryota; Metazoa; Chordata; Mammalia; Microbiotheria; Microbiotheriidae. The transcript has 3 exons.
GGGGCGCCAGGCCCAAGAUGGCGGCGGGCGCGGAGGGCGGUGCGGGCGCGGGGGCCCUGGGCGACUGCGCCGAGAUCAAGUCGCAGUUCCGGACGCGCGAGGGCUUCUACAAGCUGUUGCCCGGCGCCGAGGGCGCGGCCCGGCGGGCGGGUCCGGCCCCGGCCCCCGGCCCGGCCUCCGCCGCCUCUUGUGCGGCCCCGACCGCGGCCCCGGGCCCAGCCCCCGGCCCGGCCUCCGCCGCCCCGGGCUCCGCCGCCGCCGCCGCCGCGGCCGGGGCCGGGGCCCCCUCCCCGCCCGGGCCGGGACCCGCGCUGCCCGCCGUGCGUCUGAGCCUCGUGCGCCUGGGCGAGCCCGACCCCGCCGCCGCCUCCGGGGAGCCCGCCGGGCCGCCCCCGGCCGCCGGCGAUCGCGUUUGCUUCAACCUGGGCCGAGAGCUCUAUUUCUACCCGGGAGGCUCCGGGCGCCGAGGCAGCCACAGGUCCAUCGAUCUCAACAAGCCCAUUGACAAGCGGAUCUACAAGGGCACCCAGCCUACUUGUCAUGACUUCAACCAGUACACUGCAGCCACCGAGACCAUCUCCCUGCUGGUGGGCUUCUCAGCGGGCCAAGUGCAGUACCUGGACCUGAUUAAAAAGGACACCAGCAAGCUCUUCAAUGAGGAGAGGCUGAUUGACAAGACCAAGGUGACCCAUCUGAAGUGGCUGCCUGAGUCAGAAAGCCUGUUCCUGGCCUCCCACGCCAGUGGCCACCUUUACCUGUACGAUGUAGCUCGCCCCUGUGGCCCUGCCCCGCCCCAGUACAGCCUGCUCAAGCAGGGUGAGGGCUUCGCCGUCUACACUGCCAAGGGCAAGGCGCCCCGAAACCCACUGGCGAAGUGGGCUGUGGGCGAGGGCCCCCUGAACGAGUUUGCCUUCUCCCCAGACGGGCGUCACCUGGCCUGCGUGAGCCAGGAUGGCUGCUUGCGCGUCUUCCACUUUGAUUCCAUGCUCCUCCGGGGGCUCAUGAAGAGCUACUUUGGCGGCCUACUUUGCGUGUGCUGGAGCCCCGAUGGGCGCUACGUGGUGACCGGGGGCGAGGACGACUUGGUCACCGUGUGGUCCUUCACAGAGGCCCGGGUGGUGGCCAGAGGCCACGGCCACAAGUCCUGGGUCAAUGCCGUGGCUUUCGAUCCAUACACCACAAGGAGUGAGGAAGAGCCGGAGGAGGAGGGGACGACUAGCGGGAGCGAGCGGGAGGCGGGCUCCUUGCCCCGGCUGCCUCCACCAGCCGUCACCUACCGCUUUGGCUCGGCGGGCCAGGACACACAGUUCUGCCUGUGGGACCUGACGGAGGAUGUACUCUACCCGCGGCCUCCGCUGGCCCGACCCCGGGCCCUGGCCGGCAGCACGGAGGCCGCACCUGUCACCCCGGGACCCCUGCCCCGAUCCCUGUCGCGCUCCAACAGCCUCCCCCACCCGGCAGUGAGUGGCAAGGGGGCCGGGACAGGUACCGGUGGCGUGACGGAGCCCGGGACCCCUUUCAGCAUCGGCAAGUUCGCCACGCUGACCCUCCAGGAGCGUCGAGACAAAGGCACUGACAAAGAGCACAAACGGUACCACAGCCUGGGCAAUAUCAGCCGGGGUGGCAGUGGCAGCGGCAGCAGCGGAGACAAGCUGGGCGGGCCGGCCCCCCGCGGCCGCCUGGACCCGGCCAAGGUGCUGGGCACAGCCCUGUGCCCUCGAAUCCACGAGGUGCCCCUGCUGGAGCCCCUGGUGUGUAAGAAGAUUGCCCAGGAGCGCCUCACCGUCCUCCUCUUCUUGGAGGAUUGCAUCAUCACCGCCUGUCAGGAGGGUCUCAUCUGCACCUGGGCCCGGCCUGGCAAAGCUGUGAGUACCCCGGGGGCCGCAGGGGAGCCCCCCUUGGCCCCAGAGUCAGGACAGGCGCCUGCCUCCUCUCCCUCUGGCCUUUGGUCUGCGGACUGAGUGCUUGGAGAAUCUGGGGGGGAGGGGAGGGGGGAGGUCAAGAAGCUGUAGAAAUAAUCAUCACAUGUUGGAGCUUCCUAGUCGUGGAACGCCGCAAUCUGCAGAGAAGAGGUAUUCCAACCUUGAAAUGUCAGAAAACUGGGUGGCAGGUCCUGGCCUUGUGUAUUGCAGCCAGUGUGGCCUGUAGGAGGAGGGGAGGGGGCUACCUAGAGAGUGUGGUGGAGAGGGACCUGCUGAAAACCCCAGCUCCAGCACUGACUCACCAACUCACUGAGUCUGUUAAUGUCUCUGAGCCUCAGUUUCUUCAUCUGUAAAAUAGGGGUAUUGGAACUCCAUUCUUCACAGUAUGGUGGUUGAGGAAAGCCCAUUAACCUCUAGCAGUAUUUGAAUGUGAGCUGCUGUUGUUUUAGAAUGUCAGCUUCUUAAAAUAAUUGUCAGAACCUUGGAGUCACGGAAGUGGAAAUUCUAAAAAUUGAGGGGUGGGCCCAGGGCACGUGCACACGGGCCUAUAACCCAGCAGUUCUCCAGGGCAGGACCGCACAUGGCAGAAAAUCUCUGAACAGGGAGCGCUGGCACGAGAGACCAGAGCUGGAAAGGGAGGGGCCUGAACCCUCAUAGAGAACUCAGAAAAGAGCUGUGUGGCUGGGCAGGGGCACCUCCCCCUGGGGGUGGGGGGGUCUUGGAUGGCCUCAUUGCCCGGUCCUGGCCCUUUCAGCCCAUGUGCCCUUGUUCCGGCUUCCUUGCAGGGCCUCUCCUCCCAGCCUGCCAACUCCCCCAGUGGCACCGUGGUGUGAAGCUUGUGGAUUCAGCCGCUCCCGCCUCUCAGCUUCCUGGUCCGUGUCCUGUCUGGUCCAUCCUAAUCCCCCUUAAUGUAUUAACAAGACUAACAGUGGACAGAGUCCUUGUCUAGUCCUCUGCCUCCCUCGGGCCUUGCACAAGGCCAGGGAUGCCCCUGGCCCGGCCCGUGGAAUGUGAGGCCCAGUGUUCUUCCCCGCUUGUAAAGCCCCCCUCCAAGACGGUCAGUGUUCCCCCUCGCUCCCCUGCAUGUGAUGGCAGCCAGCCAGACCGCCCCUCCCCUUCCACAUGGGCUCUUUGCACUGAUCCCCCUCUGGCAGGGACGGCCCCUGAAGAGUGUUAUAAAUUAUGGCGACCCCAUGUCUCUGCCUCCCCCCACACCUUUCCACCUCUUAUUUAUAGUAAAAGCUCCUUCUUUUUACA